AUGAAAGAAGUGGACAAUAUAAAAACUGUGAAGGAUGAAUGGAGGUGUAAAUCUGGAACUGAUGAUCAGAUUCUGAAUGGCACAGAUCAAAACUGUGACUAUUUUGUAGAUAAGCUUUUUGAAGAAGCUCAGAAGGUUGGUGCUAUGUGCAUGCCCCCAGCUACAGUCAAGAAUCAGGUUGAUAUAAUUAUUAAACUGUGGAAAAAUGGAUUUACAGUAAAUGAUGGUGAACUCAGGAGUUACGCUGAUGUUGCAAACCAGCAGUUCUUGGACUCCAUUAAAAAAGGGGAACUGCCUUUUGAGCUACGAAAAAUUUUUGAUAAGGAGGAGGUAGAUGUGAAAGUGGAAGACAAGAAAGAUGAAUUGUAUUUAUCGUCGAAAAAGCCACUGUUCCAUCCCUUUUCUGGACAUGGUUACAGAUUAGGAAGUGCAACUCCAAGGAUCAUUUCUAAAGCAGCAGAUGACCACGAAGAAGCUGACAGCAAAAGACCUCUUCCGUUAGUACCCUUAAAUGACUUGGAGCCCAUCACGAGCAUCCAGAUCUGGUUAGCUGAUGGAAAAAGGAUAGUGCAGAAAUUCAAUGCUUCUCACAGAAUAAGCCACAUCAGAGAUUUCAUCACAAAAUACCAAGGAUCACAGGGAAGGGUUCCCUUCACACUGACUACUUCUCUGCCCUUUCAAGAGCUGCAGGAUGAGACGCUCACACUAGAGGAAGCCAAGUUGCAAAACGCUGUCGUCGUUCAGAGACUUCAGAAAACAACUGAGCCGUUCAGACUCGUAGUGGAAAAAGCACCUCAGAGUGACUGUAGAACUGCUGCUACAUCUGAAGGACCUCUCAAGAAUGAGCAAAACAGCGCAAUCGAAAGCAUGAGCGCAAAUUAGAUUUUAACUUGCCAAAAGCUACACACAGACAAAACUAGACAAAACCAAAAAUGUAACCAGCAAUAUCUGGAUGCACUAUGAUCCUCACUUAGCUGCACUCUUAGCAAAAAGUGUGCUGUGCUAUCAUCUGCUAUAAUAGAAGUAUCUUCUACACAUUUUUGUGGUGAGAACCUGGCUAUAAUGUAGCAGAGAUAACUGUACAACAGGGCCGUCUUUAGAACUUCUUAGGUAGAUAAGCUUUGCCAGCCUAUUCUUUAAGGAGUGUCUAGGCGAAAUGGUACUACUCUAAGACUUUAC
Tinamus guttatus (white-throated tinamou) is the source of this 1179-nucleotide messenger RNA. NCBI's taxonomy places the organism in Eukaryota, Metazoa, Chordata, Aves, Tinamiformes, Tinamidae. The record is from RefSeq and is a predicted model, not a curated record.